UAUCGUGUGUGGUGCCAUAUACCGUCAUGGGACUGACUCACUCUCGCUCUCAUCACUCUCAUUCUUACUCGUCUAGUUCUUUCCAUGAUCAAAAUAUUGAUAUGGAAAUGAGUGAAUCGAUCAGCACCCAAACGGAUGUUUCUUUCAUUCUCGCAAAGCAUGUCUUUUCCAAAGAGAUUAAAGGCGAUACCAACCUCGUGUUCUCUCCUCUUUCAAUUCAAAUAGUACUAGGCCUGAUUGCUGCAGGAUCAAAGGGGCCAACUAAGGAUCAACUUCUCUGUUUCCUCAAGUCCAAAUCCAUCAAUGAACUCAAUUCUCUGUAUUCUCAUAUUGUCAAUAUUGUCUUUGUUGAUGGCAGCCCCAAUGGAGGUCCACGUUUGUCCAUUGCUAAUGGUGUUUGGAUCGAUCAAACGCUGCCUUUUAAGCCUUCUUUUAAAAAGGUUGUGGAUAACGUUUACAAGGCUGCUUCAAAUUCUGUUGAUUUUCAGAACAAGGCUACUGAGGUUGCCAAUCAAGUCAAUCAAUGGGCUAAAAUGAAGACAAAUGAUCUCAUCAAAGAGAUACUUCCUCAUGGCACAGUAAACAAUAUGACAAGGCUCAUCUUUGCAAACGCGCUAUAUUUUAAAGGAGAGUGGAACGACAAAUUCAAUGCUUCAGAAACAAAAGACUAUGAAUUCCAUCUCCUCAGAGGAGGGUCUAUUAAAGCACCUUUCAUGACCAGCAAUAAGAAGCAGUAUGCAGUAGCCUUUGAUGGCUUUAAAGUAUUGGUACUUCAUUACAAACAAGGUAGAGAUACUACACGUCGUUUCUGCAUGUAUCUAAUUUUGCCAGAUGCUCGUGAUGGAUUACCAGCUUUAAUAGACAAAAUCAGUUCAGAACCAGGAUUUUUAAACAACCAUGUUCCGUUUGAAAAGGCUAAAAUGCGCAAGUUACUUAUCCCCAAAUUCAAAACAACUUUUGGUUUUGAAGCUUCUAAGGUUCUAAAGGGACUUGGUGUCACUUCGCCUUUCUCUAGUGGUGGCCUCACUGAGAUGGUGGAUUCCGUGUUAGGUGGCAGGUUGUUCGUUUCACAGAUUUUUCAUAAGUCGUUCAUUGAGGUAAAUGAAGAAGGAACCGAAGCUGCAGCUGUUACAGCUAGUGUGGUAAUGACUAAAUCCUUGAUAAUUGAGAAGGAAAUCGACUUUGUUGCUGACCAUCCAUUCAUGUUCCUUAUAAGAGACGAUGCUACUGGUGUUGUGUUGUUCAUAGGGAGCGUGCUGAAUCCUCUAGCUGGUUAAUUAGACCAUAUUG
Messenger RNA from Solanum verrucosum, 1290 nucleotides. Its product is annotated as serpin-ZX-like. The coding region runs from base 27 to 1277 and encodes 416 amino acids. Lineage: Eukaryota; Viridiplantae; Streptophyta; Magnoliopsida; Solanales; Solanaceae. The transcript has 2 exons. Gene Ontology annotation, molecular function: serine-type endopeptidase inhibitor activity. The record is from RefSeq and is a predicted model, not a curated record.